AAAAAAUCAGUUACAAUUGAAAAGCCUACGUCAACGGUAUCGGACAAAUAGUAGCGGAUAAAAAAAAGUAUUUAAGAGUUUAUAAAAAAAAUUUUUUUAAGAAAAUUAUAACCAAAAAAAGAGGAUUUAUUUUUUUUAUUUAGUGUAAAAAAAUUACAAGGAAAAUUUUUACAUUUCACACACACAAACCCCGUUUUAUAAAUUUCAAAAAGAAAAUAAUUUUAAAAAAUUAAGAAUUGUGUUUUUUAAAACACAAAUUUCUGAUUUAAUUGAUUGAUUAAGAGUGUGUCUUCGUGGAGAAGUUGAUUUUUUUUUGAAUUUGAAAAAAAAAAGAAUUUAUAAAAAAAAAAUUUCGGUGGUGGAGAGCAGUUAACAAAAAGAAGCAGAAAUACAACAACACAUUAGCAACAAAAAUUUUAUAUUAGAAAAAAAAAGGAUUUAAAAAAAUCUUUAAAUUUUUAAAUUAAAAAACCAAAAACAAAUCAACAAAUUUUUAGAUAAAAAAUGGCUGAUCAACUAACAGAAGAACAAAUUGCCGAAUUCAAAGAAGCAUUCUCACUGUUCGAUAAAGAUGGUGACGGUACUAUUACAACAAAAGAAUUGGGCACAGUUAUGAGAUCACUAGGUCAAAAUCCAACAGAAGCUGAAUUACAGGAUAUGAUAAAUGAAGUUGAUGCGGAUGGUAAUGGUACCAUUGACUUUCCUGAAUUCUUAACAAUGAUGGCACGUAAAAUGAAGGAUACGGAUAGUGAAGAAGAAAUUAGAGAAGCUUUCAGAGUGUUCGAUAAAGAUGGUAACGGUUUUAUUUCAGCGGCUGAAUUACGUCAUGUUAUGACAAAUUUGGGUGAAAAAUUAACAGAUGAAGAAGUAGAUGAAAUGAUUCGUGAAGCUGAUAUUGAUGGUGAUGGUCAGGUCAAUUACGAAGAAUUCGUGACUAUGAUGACAUCGAAGUGAGCUGCUAAAUUUCUUCUUUUUAAGCCUUUCUAUUUGUUUAAGAUGUUGAUGAAGACUGUAGCUGUGCGCAAUAACAUCGCGCAAUGCUGUUGCUAUGGAUAAAAAAAUAUUAAAAAAAACAAAAAAAAAAAAACAAAAAAUACAAAAAAAAAACAAUUUAAAUAUUUAAAAAUAAAAAAAAUUAAAUUUAAAAAAAAAACACUUAUAUAUAAAAUUACAAUUUAAAUAUUAAAUAAAAAAAAACAAAACAUUAUUAUUAAAAAAUAAAAAACAAAAUAAAAAAACUUAUUGAAUUAUAUUUAAAUUAAAUUAAAAACAAACAAAAAAAAUAUAAGAGAAAAACAAAAAAAUUUCGAUAUAAACUUAAUUAUAAUUAAAUUUAAAAAUAAAAUAAAAAAAAAAAAUAAUUUUUGUUUUUUGAUUUAAGGAUUUAAAAAAAAAAAGAAAAAAUUAAACAAAGAUAUAUAAGAAAACAACAACAACAACAAUCAUUACAUUUCAAAGGAAAAUGAAAAUGAAAAAUAACAAACAAAGAAACAGAAAGAAACAGAAGUGAAAUUUAAAAUUUUACCAACAAACUUAAGUAGUUUUUUUUUUUUUUUUUUUUUUUUUUGAAGGAAGAAUAAUAUAAAUACACAGAAAAUAGAAACUUGAUCAUAUUGCAUAUGCAUAUGUACAUAUAUAUAUAUAUACAUAUAUAAGAAAUUUUACAAACAUAUUACAUGUAUAUUUGAGAAUUACUUAAAAAAGUAGGGUUGGGGGGCCGGCCUGCGGCGGCUUUUAAGAUAAAA
Molecule: messenger RNA, 1745 nt
Organism: Condylostylus longicornis
Lineage: Eukaryota; Metazoa; Arthropoda; Insecta; Diptera; Dolichopodidae
Product: calmodulin
Exons: 5
Coding region: 505-954 (149 amino acids)
Molecular function (GO): enzyme regulator activity; calcium ion binding
Source: RefSeq, a predicted model, not a curated record